Messenger RNA from Bathycoccus prasinos, 819 nucleotides. RefSeq names its product 60S ribosomal protein L10. The transcript has 2 exons. Bases 1 to 819 code for a protein of 272 amino acids. The record is from RefSeq and is a predicted model, not a curated record. Gene Ontology annotation, molecular function: structural constituent of ribosome. Gene Ontology annotation, cellular component: cytosolic large ribosomal subunit; ribosome. NCBI's taxonomy places the organism in Eukaryota, Viridiplantae, Chlorophyta, Mamiellophyceae, Mamiellales, Bathycoccaceae. Gene Ontology annotation, biological process: ribosomal large subunit assembly; translation.
AUGGGCUCUCGUUCUCGCGCUCCCGUUCUGUGGGAUAGGGCUACACGGAUGACUUUGCGCGAAACAAGUGGGUUUAUUAGGAGUCUGAGCGGAUGCGAACGGUUCUUUUCGCGUUCAAAUGUCACGCAGAAUUUCUUUUCUGGAGGUCCCGCGCGCUGUUACCGCGUGAUCAAGAACAAACCGUACCCGAAAUCUAGGUAUUGCAGAGGCGUUCCGGACCCGAAAAUCCGAAUCUACGAUGCUGGCAUGAAGAAGUACUCCGUGGACGCGUUCCCGGCGUGCGUGCACUUGGUGUCUUUCGAGAAGGAACAAGUCUCUUCCGAGUCUUUGGAAGCCGGUCGUAUUGCGGCGAACAAGUACAUGGUUAAGAACGCGGGUAAGGAUGCGUUUCACUUGAGAGUUCGAUUGCAUCCGUUUCACGUUUUGAGAAUCAACAAGAUGUUGUCGUGCGCCGGCGCUGAUAGAUUGCAGCAAGGCAUGAGAGGGGCUUUCGGUAAACCGCAAGGGGUGGCGUCUAGAAUUUCUAUCGGUCAAGUCAUGUUGUCGAUUAGAACGAAGGAUGUGCACGCGACGAAGGCGGUGGAGGCGUUCCGUCGCGCCAAGUUCAAGUUCCCGGGACGCCAGCAAAUCGUCCAGAGUACAAACUGGGGCUUUACGAAGUUCAAGAGAGACGACUACGUGAAGUGGAAGGCGUCGGGGAGAGCGCUUCCGGACGGGGUAAACGCAAAGGUUUUGUCUCACCACGGCUUGUUGGCCAAGAGACCGGUUGAACACAUCCAAGAAACCGCGGCGAUGGAGUACAAGCGACCGUUGCACUAA